Molecule: messenger RNA, 6430 nt
Organism: Periophthalmus magnuspinnatus
Lineage: Eukaryota; Metazoa; Chordata; Actinopteri; Gobiiformes; Gobiidae
Product: F-actin-uncapping protein LRRC16A-like
Exons: 38
Coding region: 325-4491 (1388 amino acids)
Biological process (GO): regulation of Arp2/3 complex-mediated actin nucleation; cell migration
Cellular component (GO): lamellipodium; plasma membrane
Molecular function (GO): protein binding
Source: RefSeq, a predicted model, not a curated record
ACGGGAGGGCCACGACCAGAGAGGAUGAGCUGGAGCGGUGGUCUUUUUUUUGUCGUCAAUGCUCAGUGAUUAAGGGUUUCAAGAUGAUUUUAAGACAGAACUAGCGAGUUUCUUCAUAUUCUUUUUGCGCGUAAAAAUUGAAGAAACAAAGAGGUGGCGAUGCGCGUACAAGGGGAGAGUGUGUCCGGACAGCUCUGAAGGAGUGGAGCAUGUAACCGCGAGAAACCCACCUGACACUUGCCUCAGCUCCUCGCUCUUCACCGUGGAGGCUGCUCCGUGUGUGCUGUGAACCUCUUUACUAUUUGGGAUUGGAUCUUUUGGGAAAUGGCCGAGGAAGUGUCAGAAGUCCCCAAAGAACUCGUGGACAGUGUGAGGGAUGCAGUUGGGAGGAAGGUGAAGCUGUCGCUGAGGAGGAGAGUUAAACUGGAGAUCAAAGGAGACAAGACGGAGAACCGGGUCCUGGCACUGGCAUCACACAGAGUGUACCUCUUGACAGCUCGUAUUCCUGCUAAGGUGGAGCACUCCCUUAACUAUCUGGAGAUUCAGGGAAUUGCGUGUAAUAAACCUACACAGCUGUCAAUAGAGUAUGACCGUGGAUCCUUCUCGCUGAAGCUGCUUUCCACAGAAGAAGUCAAUGAAGUUGUGGCACACAUUGGAAUAUGUAUGCAAAGGAUCUGUCCAGGUCUACCACCACCAAAAGUUAUGAAGAAGCUUAGCAUGGAGCCUCCGGACAGGCUGACCUCUUUACAAACACAGUGGGAAAACCACAAGCCUGCAGAACCUGGGCCCUGUGGUGGCUUUUCUCAGAUGUACCGAUGUGUUUGUGACUGGCUUGGAUUGCCUUACAGAGAAGAGGUGCAAUGGGAUGUAGACACCAUCUAUUUAACACAAGAUUCGAGAGAACUCAACCUGCAGGAUUUCAACCAUUUGGAAAACAGAGACCUGGUGGCCAUAAUCGCAGUGUUGGAGUUUAACCAGUGGUUUACUAAGCUAUCCACCAAGGACUGUAAACUGUCUGCAGAUGUGUGUGAGGAGAUCCUAAGAGUGGUAUCAAGAUCAAGUCGACUGGAAGAAUUGGUUCUGGACAAUGCAGGACUGAAAACAGAUUUUGCCCAAAAGCUCGCUGCUGCCCUGGCGAGCAACCCUAGCUCAGGACUUACUACCAUUAAUCUCGCCAACAACCCUCUGGAGGAUAGAGGUAUUUCAUCUUUAGGUGCUCAGUUUGCCAAACUUCAAAUGGGACUAAAACAUUUAAACUUUUCUAAGACCUCACUAUCACCCAAAGGGGUGAACAGCCUUUGCCAGUCCCUCAGUGCCAACCCGUCCAUCCCCGGCAGCCUGCUCCAUCUGGAUCUCUCAGGGAACAUGCUCAGAGGAGACGACAUGCAGCAUUUUUACCAUUUCCUGGCUCAACCAAACAGCUUGUCAACCCUUGAUUUAUCCAACACUGACUGCUCCUUGGAUCAGGUUUGCUCCGCUCUGCUGCGAGGAUCAACCCAACAUCUCUCAGUGCUCAAUAUGUCAAAAGGUGUCUUCCCCCAUAGGAAAGGCAAAGAGGUGCCGCCAUCGUUUAAGCACUUCUUCAGCAGUGCCAUGUCUCUCAGCUUUGUCAAUGUGUCAGGAACCAAGCUGCCUCCAGAAGCCCUCAAAGCGCUGUUGUUGGGGCUGGCUAGUAAUGUCAAUGUCAAAGAUGUAUCGCUAGACCUCAGCUGCUGUGAGUUGCGAUCUGGAGGUUCUCAGAUCCUUGAAAGUUGCAUUGCAGAAAUCCCAAAUAUCUACAGCCUGGAUAUUUCUGAUAAUGGCCUAGACUCAGACCUGUCCACUCUUCUUGUCUGGUUGGCUAAGAAUCGCUCCAUCAGGCACUUAUCUUUGGGAAAGAAUUUCAACAAUAUCAAAUCAAAAAACUUGGCACCAGUGCUGGAUAGUCUAGUACAUAUGAUUCAGGAGGAAGAGUCGUCCCUCACCUCUCUGUCUCUAGCAGACUCCAAACUCAAAACUGACCUGACUAUUGUCCUGAAUGCACUGGGCAGCAAUACCUCCCUCACCAAGCUGGAUAUCAGUGGGAAUGCCAUGGGUGACAUGGGAGCCAAGAUGUUGGCAAAGGCACUGCAAAUCAACUCUAAACUCAGGACUGUGAUCUGGGACAGGAACAACACCAGCCCUCAGGGUCUACAGGAUGUGGCGGCUGCUUUGGAAAAAAACUUCACAAUUCGAUUCAUGCCCAUUCCCAUCAUCGAUGCCUCCCAGGCUUUGAAGGCGAAUCCAGAGAAAACAGAGGACGCCUUACUAAAGAUUGAAAAUUACUUAUACAGGAACCAUGAAACCAGAAAAUACUUGCAAGAACAGGCCUAUCGUCUUCAGCAGGGCAUUGUGACCACAACCACACAAACGGUUAUUGACAGAAUAUGUGUAAAGGUUCAAGACCAUUUGAACUCUUUGAGAAACUCAGAAGCAGAUACAAUAGUGGAAGAUGUGAAAUCCGCUGAAAACCUCAUUAAGGAUGCAAGAAAUUCAAAAACUCUGCUCCCUAACCUGUACCAUCUGGGCUUGUCUUCUCGAGAGGAGGUCAACAGCUCUUCAAUGGGGCCCAUUCAGGAAAAGCUGGAGUCUAUGGCCGGAGAGGUCACCACAGUUAUGGACCAACAGCUUCAAACCUUAUUGGAGUCUAUGGUGGAUGCAGCCGAGCGCCUUUGUCCACAUGUGAUGAAGAGGAGUAACCUUCGUGCAGAGCUGUUGAAAGCUAGUUCAUCCAAAAUUCUUGUUCCCAAGAGUUUUGUCACUAGAACUCUCUUGGAGCAGUCAGGAGUCGAUAUUAUCAACAAAAUCAGUGAGGUAAAGUUGAGUUUGGCAUCAUUCUUGUCAGAUCGUAUUGUGGAUGAAAUUUUAGAAGCACUUUCUACAUCACAGCAUACACUGGCAGACCAUCUGGUGCAGAGAGGACGUCCAUUGGUGCAGCAGGAGUCCGUGGAUCUUGAUGUCCCAGAGGAGAAGAUCCCUAAACGGGCCUCCACUGAGAUUUUGGAGGGGGAAAGACUGGAUGACUUGGAGACCUGCAUGAUGACUCCCAAAUCCAAGAGGAAAAGCAUCCACAGUAGAAUGCUUCGACCAGUAUCCCGUGCCUUUGAGAUGGAGUUUGAUCUGGACAAAGCCCUGGAGGAUGUCCCUGUUCAUGUAGAAGACUCAGCAGUCUCUCAGCCCACGCCUGAUUCAGCCCCAUCCAAACAGGAGCAAAGGUCUUCAGGGGGAAUGAUGACUCUGCCGUCUGAGGAAGAGAAGAAACUACAACACUUCACCAAACUACGGCCACGCAGAAACAAGAAAACACACUCUAGCAAAGUACCAGCAUUCAGCACUACAUUAUCCCAGGAUGGAGAGCAGAAUGGGCUCAUGGGACGGGUGGAUGAAGGCGUGGAUGAGUUCUUCUCUAAAAAGGUCUCGAAACUGGACUCAAAACGUUCCUCAAAGAGUUCCGAAUCUCAUGACGGAGAGAAGAAAAAGAAGGGAGGUUUUCUGAACCUGAUCAAGCGGUCGUCCAAAGACAAACCUGACAAACCGGACAAAUCAGACAAAUCAGACAAAUCAGAGAAGAACCAUCCCAUUGCUAUAUCCACCACAACGUCCUCCUCCAGUAUUCCAGAAGAGCCCUCCUCACCUAAGGUGGCGCUACGGAGCCCAGCACAUGAGCCAAAAUCUCGGGACACAUCGAGUCGUUCUCAGCCCGCAGACUACAGCAGCAGCUCGGACCGAUCAGAAGACUUGAGGACCCCAGACUCUAUGGAUGAGCCAUGGGAGGGGUCAGACGGGCGAGGGAGUCCCCAGGGAGGGAAGAGGCAUCCUGGGGUGCAGAUGAUCGGCAGCGGGCUCCUGGCUGAGAUGAAGGCCAAACAUGAGAGGAGAGUUCAUAAGUCUUCCAGCCCAGACAGACCUGAGAGCAAUACAGCAGCUAAGCCACAGCCCUCCACUCCUGAAAACCGAUCUCCCAGCAGUCCCAUGGGUAAACCUGACUUUUCUGCAGCCCCCCUAGAAAAGCCACCUUCUCAUGGAGAAAACAAGCCUGAAACGGCUCCUCGUGUUCGGGCUGCAUCCUCGUCUGGUCCCCCUGGAGGACCCGUUAGUCCUAAACCUCAAGUCCCACCAGGGGCUAAACCUGCUCUGGCUGCACGGCCCACCAUCCCACAGAAACCAAGGACAACCAGUACCAGUAAGAGCACUGAUGAGAGCCCAGAUUCUCCAAGCAGUGCAUCUCCCAAAACCAAUAAUCGACCUUCAACACUAAAAAAAGCCCAGUCAGAAAAGGACAAAGAUGGACAGAGCAAUAAAUGCUCCAAGGAAGUGAAGGCACCAUCAGAGACUGUUCAACUCUCCAGCCAGACUAACUCAGAGGAGCAUGGUCCUCUCAAGCCUAAGGAGCUCUCCUCAAAUGCCAAGGACAAAGGGGCAAAGAAGCCGGGCUCUGGAGAAGAAGCAGAUAAUGAAAUUAUUUUGAUCUGACUGAAGGACUUUCACUGUUGGACCUCAGACAUUCUUCCAGCAGACAAACACUAAUUCAAUUGUUUUUUUCACCUUUACCAGGGGUUACAUGUUAAGACCAUAAGCAUAAGGUCAUGUUUGAGGAGGAUUGCCUUUGAUAUUAACCAACCAUUACCUAGUGAACCAAACUGCAUAACUGCCAUUAGAGCUUCCUUGAUUUUACUGUGUAAAAAUGUCAUGCCUCAAAUACUAUGUUGGAGAUUCAUUUGAGCAAAAAAUCAGCUUGAUACAAGGUUUUGGGAGCAGUUGAUGAAUCAAAAGGCACACCACACCAUAUUGUUGUACUAAUCUAAAUAUAAUAAAUGCCUUUCUGCUGUGUUCCAGUAGCUUGCUCCCAGGGACCAACCACAUCAGUGUCACAGUACUGUAUUUCCAUAUACUAAUGCACUAGACCCCUGUAACAGUCGUUUCUGUAUCUAAUCUAAUCUUUGUCAAAUUUAUUUAUAGUGUACAGAUAUUUUUUUCUUUAUCAUUAUUAUUUUCUGUUCUUUUGGGUUAUUCAACAACCUACCAAUAUGCAAUUCAUAUUUGUUAUAGAAGAACACAGGCUUUGCUGAGCAUCUCAGCCCACUUUGUAGUAAGUCAUUAUUUAAUGGACUUUCUUUUGUAGCUAAAUAUCUGGAGAUGGAGGGGCCUAAUGACGUGUCUGCUUUGUGAGAACUACAGUGUAAGAACUUAAGCAAUAUCAAAUCAUGUAAGGCUUAGCACUGUUACUAUCUUUAUCACUGUGGACAUGACGGCUGAGUUAACAGUGUCAUUUUGUCAGUGUAUCAUGAAAACUAACUUAAAGAUUGGUACAUGAGCGUACCAUUGCAGUUUUCUCACUAUUAAAACUUACUGAGUUUAAUUCUGUUUAAAAGCAUGACACUGAGGGAACUCCAGCCUAAAACCACACUCCACUUUUCCUCUUUGAUACUUCAGGGAUGUCUUUUGAAUACAGAAUCAAACUUUUCUCUAUGGUCUAUUUUCAUGAGCUAAAAAUCAACAAAGAUGUCACUAACUCCUGUAUUUUCUCUUGUGAUAACCUACAAGCUGCUGCGGUCUGCUCACAGUAUUCUAUAGCAAAUUGGAUAAAAUCUUGCAGCCUUUUCACUUCUUUAGGAGCAAAGGUCUGACUGUUGCACCUUUAGCUAUGCUAUGUUCUGAAUGUUUUUUCUAUGACCUCUUAAAUUUAAUAAUUUGGUGUUUAGUUUGCAAAUAGUACUGGUUGUGCAGUUAAUCCAUUGACAAUUGUUCAGUAAUGGCAUUCAUAAUGUAUUUGAACCAAAUGUUCUGGACAAUUUGGAAUAUAACACUUGGCUGCUCCUCUUCUCCUCCAGAGGCACAGAUUAUGUUUCUCUCAAAAUGAUCAUUUUCAGCUUCAGAAAGAGCACCUUUUUUUUGGUCAGUGUUUGAAGUGGAGCCAGUAAAAGCUGCAUAGCAUUGCAUCCUCUUGUGUGUGACUGCAUGACGGUGUUUGUAUAUAUGUGCUUCUUCUGUUGGUCUGUAUAUGGGCUGUCUGCCAUGUGGACAUCCCAUGUGCCUACCCCAAUGUAAGUGCUAAUUGUCUCAUUGGUAUUAAGUACCAAACUUUAUGGAUUUGUAUAAUUUCAAUUCAAAAAGGAGACCAUUGGUCCAUGGUUGUUUUCUCUUUAUUGUGUAUAUUGUGUUUAUAAAUUCUGAAAUUAAUUACCUGUAUGUUUUGUUGGUGAAUUCAGUUAUUAAUGUAUUGUUGCUUUUGUUGAGUAAAUACUGCUAAUGUUGUUUUGUUUUUCCUUGAGUGGAAAAAAUGUGUUGCUCAUGAUGAGUCUCAAUGAGUUUUAUUUUGUCUUAGACUAAUGUUCCACUAAGUCACACUGCUGUUCACAUCUUUUGUGCAAAUCGUAUUAAUUAUUAUUAAAUUACUUUUACAAGCUUUAAA